AUGGCAAACCCCGACCGGGCGCUGACCGCGCUAGAGUGGCUGGCCAACGCGAGCAUACCGACGAGAGGCCACAGCCUGCUGUGGCCAAGCUAUCGCUUCACGCCGCCGGCUGCCCAGGGGCUCGACGCAGCCCAGCUGGACGCCUUCAUCCGCGACCACUUCGCCGAUGAACUCAAUCACACCAGGGGCCAGUGCUACCAAUGGGACGUCAUCAAUGAACCCUAUUCCAACUACGACGUCCAAGUGGAUGGACUCCUCGGCAACCAGAGCAUUGUCGAGUACUACAAGCUGGCCCAGCAGCUGGCGCCAGGCGUGCCGCUCUUCCUCAACGACUUCGGCAUCCUGGCUGGCUACGACACCAUCCACUGCAACUACACCACGACCUACAUCCAGUGGCUCGUCGACCAAGGCGCGCCCGUGCACGGGCUUGGCCUGCAGUCGCACUUCAGCCAGGGACCUGUCGACAUGGAGGAGAUGUGGAACCGCAUUCAACUCUUUGCUUCAAUUCCUAUCCAGAAAUUGGCGGUGACAGAGUUCGAUCUGGCAGUGCUUGACCAAGAGCUGCUGGCCGACUUCACGCGCGACUUCAUGACCCUCGUAUUCAGCUGCGACAAGUUCGACGAGUUCCUCGUGUGGGGCUUCUGGGCGGGCGCCCACUGGCUGCCCGACGCGGCCAUGUUCGCCGCCAACUGGACGGCCAAGCCCAACGCGCUCGCCUACGCUGACCUGGUCUUCAACCAGUGGUGGACGUGCCACACGCACCUGGAGACUGACACCAGGGGCUGUGUGGAGGUGUUGGCCUUCAAGGGCUGGCUGGUGGUUGAGCUGACCAACGGCACCCUGGUGCAGUCGCGCGAGAUCGACAAGGGCGCGGCGCAGAGCUUGAGCGUCGAGGCCUUGCGGCUGCCGUGGGCUGUCGCUUCGCCAGACGACAAUGUGUCAUCGGCUUCAGGGCUCGUCAGCAGCGUGAUGGUCGUGGCGGGCGCGGUCCGCUCUGCCUUGGUCAUGCUGCUGUAG
This is a messenger RNA of Acanthamoeba castellanii str. Neff, 1017 nucleotides long. Its product is annotated as glycosyl hydrolase family 10 protein. Gene Ontology annotation, molecular function: hydrolase activity, hydrolyzing O-glycosyl compounds. Lineage: Eukaryota; Discosea; Longamoebia; Acanthamoebidae. Bases 1 to 1017 code for a protein of 338 amino acids. Gene Ontology annotation, biological process: carbohydrate metabolic process. The transcript has 3 exons. The record is from RefSeq and is a predicted model, not a curated record.